GUGCUGAAAAAAAUGGAGCUGGCCCGCCUCUUCUCCCGGCUCUACACCUACAAGCGCACCCACGCCGCGUACAACCUGCUGUUCUUCGUGUCCGGAGGGGGCAAGUUUAACUACCAGGGCACCAAGCGCUGGCUGGAGGACAACCUGGACCACACAGACUCCAGCCUGCUGCAGGACAACGUGGCCGUGGCCGCCCACCAGUUCCCCGAGGUGCGCUUCUCCAUGGUGCACAAGAAGAUCAACCUGGCGGAGGACGUGCUGGCCUGGGAGCACGAGCGCUUCGCCAUCCGCCGGCUGCCCGCCUUCACGCUGUCGCACCUGGAGAGCCACCGCGCGGGCCAGCGCAGCAGCAUCAUGGACGUGCGGUCCCGGGUGGACUCGAAAACCCUGACCCGCAACACCAGGAUCAUCGCGGAGGCCCUGACCCGCGUCAUCUACAACCUGACGGAGAAGGGGACGCCCCCAGACAUGCCAGUGUUCACGGAGCAGAUGCCGCGGGCCGCGCAGCUGCUGGACAAGGACGGCACGUUCCUCAGCACCCUGGAGCACUACCUGAGCCGCCACCUCAAGGACGUCCGCCAGCACCACGUCAAGGCCGACAAGCGGGACCCCGAGUUCGUCUUCUACGACCAGCUGAAGCAGGUGAUGAACGCGUACAGGGUCAAGCCGGCGGUCUUCGACCUGCUCCUGGCCGUGUGCAUCGGCGCCUACCUCGGGAUGGCCUACGUGGCAGUCCAG
Molecule: messenger RNA, 738 nt
Organism: Tupaia belangeri chinensis (Chinese tree shrew)
Lineage: Eukaryota; Metazoa; Chordata; Mammalia; Scandentia; Tupaiidae
Product: nicalin
Biological process (GO): regulation of signal transduction
Cellular component (GO): membrane
Source: RefSeq, a predicted model, not a curated record